Molecule: messenger RNA, 3462 nt
Organism: Ectocarpus siliculosus
Lineage: Eukaryota; Phaeophyceae; Ectocarpales; Ectocarpaceae
Source: the annotation of a GenBank genome assembly
AUGUUGACUUUCUUUACUCGCGAACGCUUCGCAGUCCUUUAUGUGGCAUGCUUCAUAUUUCGACAAAUCACAGCGCACCUGGCGUACUAUCUUGGGUUGUACGACGAGGCCGAGGCCUCCAUCGAGCGGGCCCUCGAGCUCGGCCAUGAAGAGGACGGCAGCAUGCAGCUGCGCCUGGCCCGGAUGCACGUGCGCAGGGAGAAGGCCGACUCUGCCAACGCUGAACGGCACCUGCGCUCCGCCCUCGCUUCAUACAGCGAGGCGAUGAAGUUCGUGCGAGUUGCGUCUGAGGCCGUACACUACCUCGAGGUUACGUCCGUGUACCUCAAGCUGAACGAGACGCAGAGAGCAGCCAACGCUCUGUCAACAGUGUUGGUUCGAUGGCCGGCUCUUCUGGUGGACGCCGAGAACGACGGGCACGGCAGCGUGCCGGUAAUUGAGGGUGAUCGUGCGGAGGUAGACCUCCCCGUAGCCAGCAACGUCCUCGGCGGGGAAAGCAUUUUCUUGCAGAUGGGCUUCUGCUUCGAGACCCUGCGCCAGGAUAAGAUGGCCGCCGAAGCGUACCGACAAGCGUGGAACACCCUGCUCGAGCAACGCCAUGCAUCCGCAGCACCGGCAGGUUAUGGAGCCGUUUUCGCAAAGACCGCAAAGAGCGGUGGGGGAAAGGAGGUGGGGGUCGUCGGCGUCGAUGAGAUCGGCGCGAUCCUUAGGCAGGCUCAGCUGGCUCUCGCUGCCAGUAGCAGGAGCACGUCCGCGGCGGGGGGUCGAUCGCGGGAUAGCACCCCCGAGCAGCAGUUGCAGAGAAGCAAGGGGACCAGCUCUACCGAACGUCGUCCACCAUCUUCCGGACAACAACCAGACCAACAGGGAGUUGGAGGUGGCCGCGGCGGGGUGCCUUCCUCGCUUCCAUCAACAGCAGACUCCAGCUGUUUGGGGAGAGGAGGGGGGCGAGGGGACCAUGGCGAUAGCAGCUGUGGUGUGACGAAGAAGGAGACCGUCGUGGAUGCAGCAAAGGCUCGGGCGCUCGGGUUCGAGCUGUGGUGCAAGAACCCCUACACGUGGUUCAGUUUCGGGGAGGUUGUCCUGGAGGGCGGCUGCUACGCGCUUACUCUAGCCUUCUUGGCUAAGGCCGUCGCCUUGCUCCCUUCGGGCCUCCACCAGCAGGAAAAGGGACGCUUCGGCGACGCGCACUCUGCCGCCGAAGAGGCCCGAGAUCUCGAUCCUUUCGGAAAGGCAGUGCGUCUCCUCUGUCCGAGGCUCAUGGCGCUGCACAGCGUAGACGCGCGUUGCCAGUACACUCGCGAGAGCCAGUCAGCACUACGGGUCCAAAGGGCCUGGCGUGGGCACCGCGUGAUCCGCGUGCUACACGACUUGGUUUCCAAGCAAACCGCCGCUCUUCGCAUCCAGCGUUUCAUGAGGGAGUGGAGGAAGCACGGGUUCAUCCUCGCCCUACGACUGGUCGCUACCAGCGCGCUAGAACUCAGCAAGCUAGGCGCAAAGUACACAAAGGCCAUGGGCCUGGCCGCCCAAGCGGCCGCUGCGGACCGCCUUCAGGCGCUGACCGCGUCGGCGGAAGCCGUGCAGCGAGCGGCUCGCGUCCUGAUCGCGCACCGCAGGGUUUCCAGGCGGAAGGAGGCGAUCGCCGCUCUCCAGGCUUUCUGCCGAGGAUGCCGGUUGCGGUGGGCCCUGUCUGCGGCCUUCGAGGAAAGCUUACGGCUAGAAUAUGUCGCUCAUGAUCUGCGACAACAACGGGACUGUGGUGAUGGGGGUCGUGAAGAAGGUGCCUACACUUGCGAGGAAGGAGUUGAGCCAGGUCCUGAUCGUGAAGGCGUAGGGAACACGGACCGCGAAGGUAAGCGCGGUCCGUCAGCAGCGCCGCUACGGCCCCGGCACGGGGAUGGAUGUAAGCCGCACAAGGAGGAGGCCUUCGCGGGGUACAAUGCCCCUCUCAACGUGCAACUGGGAGUCAUCGCACGGCGCAACUUCCCCAUGGAUGCGGGCUGUGCUAAGGGUUUCCGCCCGCCGAACCUCGCGGCCUUCUUGUGGGAAAGUCGCGAGGAGGCGUACGGCUCGUGCUGUGCCGACGACGGCACGGACGACAACCCAACGCUCCUGGUCCCACACCUCGGCAACGAAACGGAGAGCCCCCGUUCUUACGUCGAUUCGGCUGCCCGAAGUAGCCACGGUGACGACGGUGCGGUGUUCGAAGCAUCCGCCACCGCAGUAGCUUCCUCGGCCUGCCGAGAGGACCCUGUCCGCAUGGGGUCGGAACAAAACGAGGUGGAUCUAGGCGAUUGCUCGCCGGACCAACACGGAGGCGGUCGGCCGCCGGCGUUUGAUGAGUUGCCGGCUUCGCCGGUGUCCCCGCUCCCGCUGCUGCAACCCCCGCGUUGGGUGCCGGCGACCGUGGCCCCGGAAGGAGCCUUCCACCGCGCGCUGGCGUGUUCGACGCUGAUCGUGAACAGCCCUUCGUUCGACUCAUCCAGCGCCCGCCGUCUCUUCUCGCGGAUGGGGAAGCCGAUACCCGCCGCCUCCCCGCCUAGAGAUGAACCCCAACAAGAGGCUGACGACGUGAAAGGGAUGGCGGCUGGAGUAAGAAGGGGAAAAGCUGAUCUAAAUCCAACACACGGAGAGGAAAAAGAAAAACGGAGGCUAAAAAAACACCCAGGGUGUCUUCACGCCAAUGGCCUCAAACACGUUUUGUUGGUGGGCGAGUCUCCGAUCGGCGAUGGGGGGUUGUCGGAGCUCAGCUCGGCGGUGCGAUGUGGCUGGUUGCCUAGGCUCACCACGCUAGUGAUUGGAGGGCCCGGGUGUAAGGUGGGGCCGCGCGGGGUGGCGGCCCUGGCGACAGCCUUGUCGACUUCCGGCUGUUCGCAGCUCCAGCACUUGUCCAUGAGCAACUGUUGCCUCGGGCGGCAGAAGCAACGACGUCGACGUCAUCACCACGGCUGCAAGACUUCGUUGUUAAACCCGGCGUCAGUCUCGGCGGAGAAGGCGGCGGCAGAAGCCCACGCCGCGUGGGACUGCUUCUUCAGGCACUUGCAGCGCCUGCCGUCGCUGGCAACCCUGUCGAUCCAGGACGCCGGCUUGGAGAACCGCGAUGUCCGGUCCUUGUCCAUAGCCCUGCAGAUACUGCCGGCCGACCGACUGCGGUGCCUCCGGCUAAACGGGAACUGCGUCGGAGAGUCAGGGUUAAGGAUGCUGUUGACGGCGCUAACGUCGAGGAGAAGGCGGCUACCGGCCUUGUGGUUGAGGAGGCAAAGGCCGGCGCUCGUGGAGAGCGGGGCGCGGGACAUUUUCGAGGGAGCGUUUCGAGAUGGGCUGUUUGCAGAGGUGGAAUUCGAGCGACCGUUCGAGGUCAUGGGGGGAAGGUCGCACCUCGCGCUGAUAGAGUGCACAACCGAGACGGAGGAUCUCGGGAGGCGCGCCCUAAAACACCCAACAAGCCACAUAUACAUCUAA